CCCCCGCGUCCGCCCGCCCGGCUUCCCGCCGGCGGCCCCGCCCCUCCCCCAACCGCCCGCCUAGCAUGGUGCGGCGGCCGCGCGCGCCGACAUGGGCGAGAAGCUGGAGCUGAGGCUCAAGUCGCCAGUGGGCGCCGAGCCCGCUGUCUACCCGUGGCCGCUGCCGGUCUACGACAAGCACCACGAUGCUGCUCAUGAGAUUAUUGAGACUAUCCGGUGGGUCUGUGAGGAAAUCCCGGAUCUCAAGCUGGCCAUGGAGAACUACGUUCUGAUCGACUAUGACACCAAAAGUUUUGAAAGCAUGCAGAGGCUGUGUGACAAGUACAACCGAGCCAUCGACAGCAUCCACCAGCUGUGGAAGGGCACCACGCAGCCCAUGAAGUUGAACACUCGGCCAUCCAAUGGGCUCCUGCGGCACAUCCUGCAGCAGGUGUACAACCACUCUGUAACCGACCCCGAGAAGCUCAACAACUACGAACCCUUCUCCCCGGAAGUGUACGGGGAGACCUCCUUCGACCUGGUUGCCCAGAUGAUCGACGAGAUCAAGAUGACCGAGGAUGACCUGUUUGUAGACCUGGGCAGUGGUGUGGGGCAGGUUGUCCUUCAGGUUGCUGCUGCCACCAACUGCAAACAUCACUACGGAGUGGAGAAAGCGGACAUCCCAGCCAAGUACGCGGAGACCAUGGACCGAGAGUUCAGGAAGUGGAUGAAAUGGUAUGGAAAAAAGCAUGCAGAAUACACACUGGAACGAGGUGACUUCCUCUCAGAGGAGUGGAGGGAACGGAUCGCCAACACGAGUGUUAUAUUUGUGAAUAACUUUGCCUUUGGUCCUGAGGUGGAUCACCAGCUGAAGGAGCGAUUCGCAAACAUGAAGGAAGGUGGCAGAAUCGUCUCCUCAAAGCCCUUUGCCCCUCUGAACUUCAGGAUCAACAGCAGGAACUUGAGUGACAUCGGCACCAUCAUGCGUGUGGUGGAGCUGUCGCCCCUGAAGGGCUCCGUGUCGUGGACUGGGAAGCCCGUCUCCUACUACCUGCACACUAUCGACCGCACCAUACUUGAAAACUAUUUUUCUAGUCUGAAAAAUCCAAAACUCAGGGAGGAGCAGGAGGCCGCGCGUCGACGGCAGCAGCGGGAGAGCAAGAGCAGCGCCACCACCCCCACCAAGGUCCCGGAGAGCAAGGCUGCUGCCACCGAGGCCCCUGCGGACUCUGGUGCUGAGGAAGAAAAGUCAGGUGUGGCCACUGUCAAAAAGCCAUCUCCCUCCAAAGCCCGGAAGAAGAAGCUGAGCAAGAAAGGCAGGAAGAUGGCUGGCCGGAAGCGCGGGCGGCCCAAGAAAAUGAGUGCUGCGAAUGCUGAGCGCAAGUCCAAGAAGAGCCAAAGCACACUGGACCUCCUGCGCUCCCCGCCCGCAGCCCCGCCCCCUGCCUCACCCCAGGAUGCGUACAGGGCACCUCAUAGCCCAUUCUACCAGCUACCUCCGAGCACGCAGCUCCACUCCCCGAAUCCGCUGCUGGUGGCACCCACCCCGCCUGCAUUACAGAAACUUUUAGAGUCCUUCAAAAUCCAGUACCUGCAGUUCCUGGCGUACACGAAGACCCCACAGUACAAGGCCAACCUGCAGCAGCUGCUGGACCAGGAGAAGGAGAAGAACACGCAGCUGCUGGGCACUGCCCAGCAGCUCUUCGGGCAUUGCCAGGCCCAGAAGGAGGAGAUCCACAGACUGUUCCAGCAGAAGCUGGAUGAGUUGGGCGUGAAGGCGCUGACCUACAAUGACCUCAUUCAGGCCCAGAAGGAGAUCUCCGCCCACAACCAGCAGCUGCGGGAGCAGUCGGAGCAGCUGGAGAAGGACAACAGCGAGCUGCGGAGCCAGAGCCUGCGGCUGCUCAGGGCCCGGUGCGAGGAGCUGAGGCUGGACUGGUCCACAUUGUCUCUGGAGAACCUGCGGAAAGAGAAGCAGGCCCUGCGGAGCCAGAUCUCGGAGAAGCAGAGACACUGCCUGGAGCUGCAGAUCAGCAUCGUGGAGCUGGAGAAGAGCCAGCGGCAGCAGGAGCUCCUGCAGUUGAAGUCCUGUGUGCCACCCGACGAUGCUCUGUCCCUGCAUCUGCGUGGCAAGGGUGCCCUGGGCCGCGAGCUGGAGGCCGAUGCUGGGCGCUUGCGUCUUGAGCUGGACUGUGCCAAGAUCUCCCUGCCGCACCUCAGCAGCAUGAGCCCCGAGCUCUCCAUGAAUGGCCAUGCCGCCAGCUACGAGCUCUGCAGUACAGCUAGUCGGCCCUCGUCCAAACAGAACACCCCCCAGUACCUGGCCUCCCCCUUGGACCAGGAGGUCGUACCCUGCACCCCCAGCCACAGUGGCCGGCCUCGGCUAGAAAAGUUGUCUGGCCUGGCUUUGCCAGACUAUACCCGGUUGUCACCUGCAAAGAUUGUGUUGAGGCGGCACCUGAGCCAGGACCACACCGGGUCUAGCAGAGCGGCUGCCAGUGAGCCGCACCCCCGGGCGGAGCACACCAAGGAAAGCACCCUUCCCUACCAGAGCCCCGGCUUGUCCAGCAGCAUGAAGCUCAGCCCCCAGGACCCACUGCCUGCCUCCCCGGCGACCUCGCCGCUCACCUCAGAGAAGGGCAGUGAGAAGGGUGGGAAGGAGCGUGCCUACAGCAGCCAUGGGGAGACCAUCACCAGCCUGCCUGUCAGCAUUCCACUCAGCACGGUGCAGCCCAACAAGCUGCCCGUCAGCAUCCCACUGGCUAGCGUGGUGCUGCCCAGCCGCGCCGAGAGGGCGAGGAGCACUCCCAGCCCUGGGCCACAGCCCCGAGACUCCUCAUCCACACUUGAAAAGCAGAUUGGUGCUUCUGCCCACGGUGCAGGAGGCAGCGCAGGAGGGAGCAGGAGCCUCGCCCUGGCGCCCACAGGCUUCUACACUGGUUCGGUGGCCAUCAGCGGGGCCCUGGCCAGCAGCCCAGCGCCUCUGGCCUCUGGAAUGGAAUCUGCUGUUUUCGACGAGUCCUCUGGACCCAGCAGCCUCUUUGCCACCGUGGGGUCUCGCAGCACACCCCCACAGCACCCACCUCUGCUACCGCAGCCCCGCAACUCCGGCCCCGCCUCUCCUGCCCACCAACUCUCAGCCAGUCCCCGCCUGAGUGUGACUACCCAGGGCCCGCUGCCCGACACCAACAAGGGGGAUCUCCCUUCUGACCCUGCCUUCUCAGACCCGGAGAGCGAGGCUAAGAGGCGGAUUGUGUUCAGCAUGGCAGCCGCUUCCAGCUCUAAGCAGUCACCUUCCACCAGGCACAGCCCCUUGACCUCUGGCACCCGUGGGGACUGUGUUCAGAGCCAUGGGCAGGACAGCCGGAAGCGCAGCAGAAGGAAGCGUGCGUCAGCUGGAACCCCCAGCCUCAGCACGGGUGUGUCCCCCAAGCGCCGGGCUCUGCCAACUGUCGCUGGCCUCUUCACACAGUCCUCGGGGUCUCCCCUCAACCUCAACUCCAUGGUCAGCAACAUCAAUCAGCCCCUGGAGAUCACAGCCAUCUCAUCCCCUGAGAGCUCCCUGAAGAGUUCCCCCACCCCCUACCAGGACCACGAUCAGCCCCCAGUGCUCAGGAAGGAGCGGCCCCUGGGCCCGACCAAUGGAGCUCAUUACUCACCGCUGACCUCAGAUGAGGAGCCAGGCUCUGAGGAUGAGCCCAGCAGUGCCCGAAUUGAAAGAAAAAUUGCAACAAUCUCCUUAGAAAGCAAAUCUCCCCCGAAGACGCUGGAAAAUGGUGGUGGCUUGGUGGGAAGGAAGUCUGCCUCCUCGAGCGAGCCUGUGAACAGCAGCAAGUGGAAGUCCACCUUCUCGCCCAUCUCCGACCUCAGCCUGGCCAAGGCCGUGGACAGUCCGCUGCAGGCUGCCUCUGCGCUCAGCCACAGCCACAGCCCCCUGUUCUCUUUCCGGCCAGCUCUGGAGGAGCCCGCUGCUGAGGCCAAGCUCCCCAGCCACCCGAGGAAGGCCUUCGCCGGCUCCCUGGCCGCGCCCGAGGGCCCCAGCCCCGGCGCCAACCCUCCCAACGGCCUGGCCUUCAGCGGCGGCCUCGCUGGCGACCUCGGUUUACACAGUUUCAACGACGGUGCUCCCCUCUCCCACAAGGGCCCUGAGGUGGCCGGCCUGAGCGCCCCCCUGAGCUUCCCAUCCCAGCGGGGCAAGGACAGCACCACGGAGGCCAACCCCUUCCUCAGCAGGCGGCAGCCGGAGGGCCUGAGUGGCCUGAAGGGCGAGGGCAGUGCAGGCAAGGAGUCGGGCGAGGCCCUGCCCCUGUGCGGGCCCGCGGACAAGGUGGCCCUGCCUCAUGGCGGCAGGGCCAGCAAGGGCCGCGACCGUGAGCUGGACUUCAAGGGCGGCCACAACCUCUUCAUCUCUGCCGCCGCCGUGCCUCCAGGCGGCCUCCUCGGUGGCCCUGGCCUCGUAACUGUGGCUUCCUCGGCGGGCAGUGCGACACCUGCUGCCCAGGCUCCCCGGCCCUUCCUGAGCACCUUCCCCCCGGGGCCUCAGUUCACGCUGGGCCCCAUGUCCCUGCAGGCCAACCUGGGCUCUGUGGCCGGCUCCUCCGUGCUGCAGUCCUUGUUCAGCACCGUGCCGGCGGCCGCCGCAGGCCUGGUGCACGUGUCGUCCACUGCGACCCGACUGACCAACUCGCACACCAUGGGCAGCUUCUCCUCCGGGGUGGCCGGCGGAACCGUUGGAGGUGUCUUUACCCACGCGGUGCCUUCUGCCUCUGCUCACCCGUUUGGAGCUGGUGUCGGCAGCGGGGCUGUGUGUAGCAGCGCCACGCUGGGCCUGAGCCCGCUGCAGGCGGCGGCCAGCACCUCGGCUUCUUCCUUUCAGGCCGCGGCUUCGGUCGAGACUCGGCCGCCCCCUCCCCCUCCCCUCCUUCCUCCUCAGCACCUGGGCAGGCCCCCUGCGGGGCCGCCUGUCCUCCACGCACCCCCCCCUCCUAACGUCGCCUUGCCUCCUCCUCCUGCGCUGCUGGCUUCUAACUCGGAGCCGGUGCUUCUGCAGGGCCUGGCCUCCCUCCCGGCUAACAAAGCUUUCUUACCCCCCUCCUCUGCCGCCUCUCUGCAGCCUGCUAACGCCUCUCUGUCUGUCAAGCUCGCCUCCCUCCCACACAAGGUCUCCCGCCCCUCCUUCACGGUGCACCACCAGCCCCUGCCCCGGCUGGCCCUGGCGCAGGCUGCGCCCGCCGCCCCGCAGGCCAGCUCCUCGGGGCCGUCGGCUGUGUGGGUUUCCCUUGGCAUGCCGCCUCCUUAUGCCGCGCACCUUUCGGGGGUUAAGCCUCGAUAAAGACCUUGCUUAGCUAGCAGUUCAUGUUCUGUAAGGUAAGGCUAGAGCCAAACCACCCUCCUCUUGCCCGGAAGACGGCUGGCAGGGCCCAGCAGAUGUCCGGGGUCCUGAGUGGUGGAGAUGGGGGGCUAAGGGAGGCAGGGCCACCAUUGUGCAGGACUGCCGGGUCCUCAGCCGGCAGCUGAGAGGACAUCUGAGGUGAUGAGGUUCAAGGGUGGCGCACCAAAGCCAAGGUCGCCCCAGCAGUCCAUGAUUUUGGGGUCACAUUUUUAGUUCUAAACUGAGGCCUCCGCCACCAGCCUACCUGUGCAAGGGGAACAAGGGGUUGUCAGUGGCCGAGGUUGCAGGCCCUGUCCCCAGGCAGAAAGCUGCCUGUGGUCACAGGGGCAUCCUGGAGCACAGAGUUGGGGCUUAAGGUUCAGGGAGCAGGUCCUGCCCACCUCUGCCUGAACAGCAGCUGUCAAACCCCGCCCGGUGGUCAUCGUGGUAGACAUGCCCUGGGAGUAAAGAGCCAGGUGGCAGCCCUCUGGCCUUCUCCAUAGGGUGUGGCCCUGCGGUGGCAGGAGCCUGGGCACAGGACAGGCUGGCCAACUUCAUCUGGUGGGCCUAGGGCUAGAGCCUCUCCAGCUGACCCGUCCUGUGUGCUCAGCAACGCUGGAGAGGGUUGGGUCCAACAGUACCUACCAGGGGCACCCUCUGCCCUGUGUCCUGUGGGGCAGCUCAGCCACGGUGGGCGUGUUGAGUGUCCCUAACCCUGGGCCUGUGCCUCCUCCCUGCAGGUAACUAGGACUUCUACCUCAGCCACGACCUAUGCAAGGACGGGGUGGACCAAGCCUGCUGCCUACCAGGCCGGCGGAGCCGGACGUGGAGCCACUGUGAAUCGGCGGCGGCACCGCAGGAGGUGCUGGACUGGUCCAGUUUGUACUGUCGAUAGUUUUAGAUAAAGUAUUUAUCGUUUUUUUUUUAAAGAGUAUAAGCAAUUCUGACUUAUUUUAUUCCAUCAAAGUCGUCCAAGGCAACCUCUUGAGACGUCUAAGUGUCUGUGAGAGAGAAUCAUAUAGACGUGGCCUGCCGGGCUGGCCACCCGAGGACUCCCGACUCCGUCCUGGUGCUAUUUCACCACCGAGCCCAUGCCUGCCCAUCUCCAACUCCGCCCCGGGUGCUGCCCCACAUGUGGACCGUGGCUGAACAGUUCCGACGCGCCCCCACAGCUUGACUGAUACCAAAGGCACGCCAGGCAUGCCCGGUGGGGGCCGACCUCCGGUCCCUCCUUGGAGCUCGCCCGCUGUCACUGUGAACCACCCGCGGUUAACCCUGUGGCUUCAGGCAUGCAGACGGACUGGGCUGAGUGGUGCUGGCAGGUGUGGGCCGCUACUGCAGGGCUCGGUGGCUCCUGUGACAAGUGCAUUUACUUUGUAUUUCUUUGCUUUUCUGGCUCGGGGCAUGCUGGCCAGGUGACAUGGGGCUGGCCCACUGUGGGUCCCCUGGCAUCUGUGUAUAAGAGAGUCACGUGAUGAGUGACAGUAUUUUAUAGAGAUGUGAUGGAGAUUUAUAAAUUUCAUAGACUUGACUGCAUUUAUUUUUAGAUUGUAUAAUGCACAGUGAACUUUAAAGGAAAGAAAAGUGAGGAGAAAAAUACUUUUAUUUAUUCAAAUGCACAAAAAAUGGCACUGGCCAGGGGCCCUGCAGGAGUGUGGCCCAGAUGUGCUGGGCCACCCGGGGCCCCGGUCACUGUGGACACCGUCUGCCUGUGUCCAGGGGUUGCCUCCUGGUCCCGGGGACAGGUGCACUGGGUGUGGCUUUGAAGGGCCAGGGCUGGUUUGGCUUGCUGAGGCUGUCCUGACUGCCCUCAAUGCUGCUCACUUCAGGUUGGGGGGAGGUGGGCUGAGGGGGGAGCCAUGUUGACCCCCUCCGCCUGUCCUGCCUCCCAUGGCAGUUGUGAAGAUGGUGCUGGUGUCCCUCCCCCCCACCCCCCACCCCGUGAUGGUGCUUGUGCUCGCCAGGCCUGUUCCUGUGCGCCACAGCUAGCCACGGUGCUGCGGGACAGGGUGGCCAUAACGUUAGCAAGGCCCAGGCCUGGAACAAGACACGGAGUGAACACGCGUGCACACCGCCUGCCACCCUGGCAGCUGCUGCUCCAGUGGUCGCUGCUUCCACCUUACUUGAGUGUUAGGGGACAGACACUGCAUGUUCGUGGCCCGCACGGCCCAGUGGGCCACAGGUGCUCUGGGCGGGCACAGCUGCAAGUCCUUUCCUGAGCCCACAAGAAGGGGAACCCUUAGUAAACUGACCAUGGUGCAUGGUGGCCCCAGGUUCCCAAGCUCAUGGUCCUAGCGUGGGGUGAGGCUGCCUCACGAGUCCCUGCCACUCCAGCCCAAGGCUGCUGCGGGGCUUGAGCUCAGGAACUGAUAGGAAGCCCUGCCUGGGACCCACUCCCACGCUAGCCCACAUGGGGACCCCGCCGCCGGACACACCUCCCAGUUCCCACCCUCGACCUCCACGGCUUUUUCGGCAGCCUGGCCUGUUGUGACUUGAUGCAGCUUUGCUCUGUCUUGUAACGACCUCUGUCCUUAACGGUGCACUGUCCUCUCCCUUGGUUCCCCAAGGCAUCUCCCAUGUUGUUGCCGCCUCUAGACACAGUAAUAAACAGCUGUUUUCACUUGA
Messenger RNA from Peromyscus californicus insignis, 7975 nucleotides. It is a transcript of the gene Dot1l, whose product is annotated as DOT1 like histone lysine methyltransferase. NCBI's taxonomy places the organism in Eukaryota, Metazoa, Chordata, Mammalia, Rodentia, Cricetidae. The record is from RefSeq and is a predicted model, not a curated record. Bases 92 to 5311 code for a protein of 1739 amino acids. Gene Ontology annotation, molecular function: histone H3K79 methyltransferase activity. Gene Ontology annotation, cellular component: nucleus. The transcript has 28 exons. Gene Ontology annotation, biological process: DNA repair; heterochromatin formation; regulation of transcription regulatory region DNA binding.